CUCGCUUUGACUGCACGGCUCAUGACCAGUCAGACGACCCAGCUUCACACCAGCGGAGAAGUUCACGGUUUUUGUGGAGGGAAGCAUUACCAAGUCGCCGUCGUUUCUGGUUCAUAGCGCAUGCCCCGCGGAGACACCAUGCGCACUUUUCUCACCAGAACGACCCCAGAUUCUCAAACGUUGGUCCGACAGGCUGGUCGUGGACGUGUGAUGCCCUUUCGAGCUUCACAGAUUCGCUAACCCGCGAAAGGUGCGCGCCUAGCGCUUACAAAGGCCGCCCGGCCAUCGGCCGCGCUGAUGCAGCCCGACCAACGUGCCCAAAUGCUCACCAACGGUUUAGUCACUGGCACCCUCUAUUCGUCGCCCUCUCCGUCAUCUUACGUUGUCGAAACGUCAUCGUGAUGCCGCCUGUUGUGCCUAGCGCCUUCGCCUGAGAGCUCUGGCGCGCGUCUAGACUAAAUUUGGACCCCAGAGCCCGGAGGCAACAAGGUGGUUGUGGAGGGGGUGAACUGAUCCCCACGAAGUUGUGGACCUCUUUAGGUAUUCCGGUUUUUCAAACAGGCCGUCGCUGGUAUGGCGGCGCGCGACGAGAUCGAGGCGCUGAGAGCGGUCUCUGGAGAUGUAUUGGAGCGCAGCAGGUCAUCUGCGUUGCGAUUGCAUUUCACUAUGAGGAGAGUUCGAACGUUCAACGCUUUGUAUCGUUAGGAGAGCAUACUGCGUUGCGCCUCCCGAACAGUCAUCGGUCAAGAUCCGUUUCUUCGCUCGGAUGCCCCUUUGAACCCUCGUUCGUGAAUAUGAGUCAACUGGUCCCUAUAUUCGCGCUACCAGUGCCUGGACCUUUGCAAUGGAGCUGAAUGCCGACCGCUCCUCUGUCAUGCUGCGUUGACAUGUCCGCCUCUUUUGGAAGGGUUAUGUCAUCCUCCGCGUCCGCAUCGCUCUGAGGUCACACAUUGCGAUGCUGACUGUCACUAUAAAGACGGAGGGCCGAAGGUUGUGUCCUCCACCUCUUGUCUUGAACGGUCUUUGUAUCUUUCACCUCUUUUCUUCCGUAUCCUGGUGUCCUGCGGCAUGGCAGUUUCACCUUCUAUCAUCGACGUUCGUCCAAAGGCAAUUGCCGUCGGCAAUGCCGGCCCGGCUGCGGAGGCCUCUCACACAGGCUCCGACGGCGAGCUCGGCCAGCAGAUCGUAGAGGGGCUCUCAGCUCCAGCAGGCCAGAAGACAAUGCCGACGAUGUUGCUCUAUGACGAGCGCGGUCUGCAAUUGUACGAUGCCAUCACGACGGAAGCGCCUGAGUACUACCUCUUCGCGGCGGAAGAGGACAUUCUGCAGCGCCACUCCAAGGACAUUGCACAAGCCAUGCAUGUCCGUUCGGACAGCGUCGUUCCCGGCGAGACAAUUUUGGAGCUUGGAGCCGGUGCCUUGCGUAAAACGUCUCAUAUCCUUGGAGCGCUUUCCACACUUGUGUCCUCCUCUUCUUCAACCCCACCCAUCACCUACUACGCUCUCGACCUCGAGAAGCGAGAGCUCGAACGAACGCUCAACGAACUAUCCAACUCUGAAGUCGGCAAACGCGUCUCCGGCAAGAUACAGCUCAAAGGCAUGCACGGCACAUACGACAGCGGCCUCAAGUUCGUCGAGGAGGGCGGCCUCCACACGACCAACCUGUUCAGCGAGGGUCUCGACCUCGAGCGCUUCCGCGUCAGAGAUGGGGACGCUUUCAACGACCGCGACCUCUCCCCCGGCGACUACUCUUCGGGCUCGUCCUCCUCGCGGAGCCACAGCCCCUCGCGAGGAACGGACGCGACGGCGCUCACGCCCGACGUCUACCAGGCACCCCUGCAUAUGAUGUUCCUGGGCUCCUCUUUGGGCAACUUCAAGCGCGGCGAGGACGCUGCGUUCCUGCGCUCGCUCCCUCUGAGGCCAGGCUCUGGCGAUACGCUGCUCAUUGGGCUGGACCACAACAGCGAUAAGGCGGACAUUGAGCUGGCGUACAAUGAUCCGCAGGGGCACACGCGCGAGUUUAUUCUGAACGGGCUCAAGGCGGCUGGGAGCGUUCUGGGCGACGAGACGCUCUUCGAUAGGGAGAACUGGGAGUAUGUGAAUCAAUACAACGAAGCGGAACAUCGUCACGAGGCGUAUUACAAGUGCAAGCGUGACCAUUCGAUCAAGCUCGUGGCGGACAAGCCUGCCCAGUCGUUCCUCAAGGGUGAAACUGUUCGCAUCGAGGUUUCGCAGAAGUUCUCCGAAGAAGACACCGUGAAACUGUUCACUGAUGCACAGUUGCGCCCGAUCCAGCGCUGGACCGACAGCUCGGCGCGGUACUCGCUCUGGCUGCUCGAGCGCCCGCCGUUCAUGUUCCCCAUCCAGCCAACGCCCUCCGCCGUUGUGGGCACGGAGACGCGCUUCGGCGUGCCGUCUGUGCAGGAUUGGCAGGACAUGUGGGCUGCGUGGGACUUCAUCACGCUGCGCAUGAUUCCGCCUUCGAUGCUGUUCCAGAAGCCUAUUGAUCUGAGGCAUAUCUGUCUUUUCUACCUCGGCCAUAUUCCGACGUUCUUGGAUAUCCAUUUGUCGAGGCUUUUGGGAGAGCCUCACACGAAGCCUGUGCACUUCAAGGAGAUCUUUGAGCGCGGCAUCGAUCCUAACGUAGACGACCCGACACAAUGCCACUCCCACUCUGAAGUCCCGCAGUGCGAUGAAGAGUGGCCGACGCUCAGCACCAUUAUCGCGUUCCGUAACGCGGUACGGGACCGCUUGCUGGGGGUGUACGAUGAUAUCGAGUCGGGCAAGUUGACCUUGACGCGGAAGAUCGCUAGAGUUCUCCAUAUGACUCUCGAGCACGAGGGCUUGCAUGCUGAGACGCUCCUGUACAUGCUCAUCCAGCGAGCCGGCUCCGGCACGAUUCCUCCUCCGGACUUCACACCCCCGCCCUGGGCGUCGCUCGCGCAGACCUGGAAUGCGAUGCCGAAGCCGUCGAGCCCCACCGUCACGAUGGGUCCCGCUACCGUGACUCUCGGCCACGACGAUAUCGAAUCCGAGGACAAGCACCCCGAGAAGGCGACGGACGUCAAAGGUCACGAGUUCGGCUGGGACAAUGAAAGCCCACAGCGAUCGGAGGAAGUGAAAGAGUUCCGCAUCUCGUGGAGGCCGGUAACGAACGGGGAGUUCUACGCGUUCUACACGAGUGACGGCAAGAGCGACGUGACGCUGCCUGCUAGCUGGGUGGAGAUCGACGGCGAAAUCCAGGUCCGCACGCUCUACGGUCCAGUGCCGAUAAAGGUUGCUCUGGACUGGCCCCUCCUCACCUGCUACGACAACCUCUCCAAGUACGCGACCGUCAAAGGUGGUCGCCUGCCCACCGAGGCUGAGCUGCGUCUUUUCUACGACAAGUUCGAGUGUGGCUAUGAAGGCGGUGCCAACACUGGGUUUAGAAACUGGCACCCCGUCCCGGCGACGACGGGUGCGGGAAGGGGAGGCGGGAAGGGGCACAACGGAGGCGUGUGGGAGUGGACGUCGACCUUGUUUGACAAGUAUGAUGGCUUCGAGCCAUCUGCUUUAUACCCUGGCUAUUCAGCCGACUUCUUUGAUGGGCACCAUCAGGUCGUGAUCGGUGGAUCGUACGCGACCAUCCCUCGCAUCGCCGAUAGGCGCAGUGUCAGGAACUGGUACCAGCGCAACUACGCAUUCCCGUGGGUCGGCGGUCGUGUCGCCUACGAUAUCUAAGUACAGCACCUCAAAGGAGCAGGAAUGGACUUGUAAAAUUACAUGAGCAUCUUACAUUGAGUUAAAUCAUCCUUUGUACUACUCCACCGGGUUUGCAUUGUACACAUUGAAUGUCACUGUACAAUAUGAUCACUCCAAGCAUUGAUUGAACGACUCCGGUUCCUUGUCCUCGUUCACCUUGAUGAGCGGGGUUUCUACCUUGACGUUCGUGCCCCCUUCUUGAGACUUCCUGUGGUAUAAGAACUGCUGGGCGUAAUGCAGGCCCAAACGGCGGUCCUCGGCGCUCGACUCCGAGCCCAGCCAGACGUAGACGGCGGGAUGGUGGAACUGUCCGCUAUUAUCCAAGAGGUAGAUUCCGUCGGACAACAACGACGAGCGCAAUGUGUCGAGCUUGUCGUAUGUUGCGGAGCCUCCUUCCUUCACGAGCCUGUAGAGAGUGGUCGGGUGGGCUAUCUCCUCCGCACGCGUUUCCUUCUCCACUUCCGCUUCGGCCAGCUCGUCCGUGAAGAACAUGCCUGCGCCUGAUUCGCCCUCGUCGUACACCUUGACCUCGCACCGCCCAUCCCUCGCGUCAGCCAAGCUACGCACGAACUCGGCUGCCUUGAACUUGCCCUGCCCAAGCGAGCCUUUCGAAUUGAACUGCGUCACUUUGUCGCCCUUGUCCAGGACAUAGACGGAGCCCUGCGAGAGCGUCAAAUCCGCGCCUCUACUUGCACCACCGCUGCCCUCGCCCUCGCCCUCUUCGCCGUCAGCUCCCUUGGGCCGUGGUGGGGGGAGGCGAAUCUGCCGGAUAGCAACAUGCGACUUCGUCCCGGAUUUCGUUGUUGUGAUCGCGUACAGCCGAGGUUCCGUUAGCUCGGGGACCGAGGAGACGUGGUGGAAGCCGGUGGAGACACCGCCGUGCAGGACGGUGAUAUGCGGGAAGUAUGAGAGGAAGCGUGCGGAUUCGUGGCUCUGCACCUCGCGGUAUUGUGUCGGUGCGCCUCCCAGAUGGUCGUCAAGUUCCACGGUCUUGUAGGCAGCAGUUCCUGCCUCGUCCUGGCUGGUUUCUUCGCCCAGCCAGAAGUGGACAUCGUACGCCAUGGGUGCAUUCUCGCCCGCUUUGUAUGUGUGCAGCACGAUGUAGGAGUCCCCGCUGUAGAACGUCCCAUACUUCUCCUUCGGCCAGUCAUGCAGCUCGAACUUCUCCACCCUCCAGAUCUCGAGUCCUGCCUGUUGGACCGCUGCCUCCCAUGCUGCUUCCUUGUCGCCUGCGUGCUCUCUGACACGUUUCUCGAUGUCCGAUCCAAACAAGGCGAUGUUUGAGUCCUGGAUGUUGUAGGUAUCUGGUCUUGUGAGCAUGGCCAUGGUUGGUAUAGUCGUUGGGUAUCCACGCAGACUCGAG
This is a messenger RNA of Coniophora puteana RWD-64-598 SS2, 5104 nucleotides long. Its product is annotated as DUF323 domain-containing protein. The record is from RefSeq and is a predicted model, not a curated record. The transcript is spliced from 14 exons. Bases 1069 to 3720 code for a protein of 883 amino acids. NCBI's taxonomy places the organism in Eukaryota, Fungi, Basidiomycota, Agaricomycetes, Boletales, Coniophoraceae.